AUGGUUGAUCUCGAAAAGAAGUAUUUCUUGGCUAAACGUCAGCUUCAUUCCGACUUUCACACCUCAGCAUUCAAGUCGCAUAUUCGAGCAACUCUCAAGUUGAUUCUGCCACCCGACCUACUACUCUCUGCUAGGACUAAAAACAUGCGCUUCGCUUACUUCCUGCUCGUCGCCACGGCUACUGUUCUGUCUACCAGCAGUGCUAUCGCGCUCACCUCUGUCGACGACCAGGCAAAGGUGCCUGCGGUGACUGCAGCUGACGCUGCGGUCGCCGUCCGUGCGCUCGACAUCAGCCAUGAUAAGAGGUUCUUGCGAUCUAACGAGAAGAAUGACGAGAAUGCAGAAUAUGAAGAGGAGAGGGGACUACCACUGGGCAAGUUGACUCAGUUGACGAAAAAAUUUGUCGGUGAUGGACAGAAGAUUGAAUCGCUAAUGGACAAACUGUCCAGUCUAUUUGUCGGGUUGUCCGCCAAGAACAGGCAGAAAUUGCUCAAAUCUACUCGGAGCUAGAAGAAUCGUGAGGUGCCCGAGCAUUACUAAACGGACCUGGUAUUGACUGUCAACCACAACUUCCCCAUCAAGCUCAGCAAGAUAUUACAGUGAUUGAGAACGAAUCUUUUACUGUAUACCUGGAUUCAACAUUGUCAACUUUCACACCCA
Molecule: messenger RNA, 660 nt
Organism: Phytophthora nicotianae INRA-310
Lineage: Eukaryota; Oomycota; Peronosporomycetes; Peronosporales; Peronosporaceae
Exons: 1
Coding region: 1-510 (169 amino acids)
Source: RefSeq, a predicted model, not a curated record